AUGGAGAUAAUUCCCGGUCUUCCCAACGACGUAGCUUUUGAAUGUCUUAUUCGGAUUUCGUUUGAUCAGUUUCCCAAGGCUGCAUCUGUGAGUAAAGCAUGGAACGCUGUGAUUAAGCAGCCGGAGUUUCACCGGCGCCGGAAAGUUUCGGGUCUAACCGGACCCGUCAUUGUCAUGGCUCAGCCAAUGGAUGGUUUAAUCAAAUCGAAUCUGCUACCGGUUUACCGGCUCACGCUAUUCGAGCCGGUGAAAAGGCGUUGGCGCAAUUUUCCGCCGGUACCGGAGAUGGUGGAAGGGAUGCCAUUGUUCUGUCAGGUUGUCGGGAUUGGGCCGGAGCUGCUGGUGAUCGGCGGGAUCAACCCGGUGACAUGUCGGGUUCAGAAUUCAGUUUUCAUCUACAACUUCCUAUCGGCCACGUGGAGGCGCGACGCCGAUAUGCCCGGCAACAAGGAUCGCCGGUUCUUCGGGUGCGCGGCCUCGGAGGAGGAUGGGACAGUGGUGGUCGCCGGCGGAAACAACUGGUACAAUUCACUAAAAUCAACGUUGGCGUAUGACGUGGCAAGGGACACGUGGACGAAGUUGCCCGAUAUGUCAAUCGGGCGAAACAAUUGCGGGUGUGUGUUCCACCGUGGCAAGUUCCACGUCCUCGGUGGCUUUAACAUGGACACACAAGACGAUUCUAAACUACCUGUUGAAACACUCGACCUCGUCACCCGCCAAUGGCAGGUAAUAAACGACUACGCGAUAAUAUCACCGCAAGCUACCUACGUAGAGAUUGGUGGGGUAAUAUAUACAAUCAAAGGAAAACGCGACGUGGUUGCAUUAGAGGACGCCACAUGGGUGUUCGUCUCACGGGUCCCAAAUGAUACACAGCGCGUGGUAUAUGUGACAGGGUGGCAGGGGAAGAUUAUGCAAGCCUGGUGUAAAACAGCAAGAAAGCAUAGUGAGCAAGUGGAACAAAGAUGCCCAAAAUAUAAUGUGAAAAAGCAACUCUAG
Molecule: messenger RNA, 996 nt
Organism: Ipomoea triloba (trilobed morning glory)
Lineage: Eukaryota; Viridiplantae; Streptophyta; Magnoliopsida; Solanales; Convolvulaceae
Product: F-box/kelch-repeat protein At1g80440-like
Exons: 2
Coding region: 1-996 (331 amino acids)
Biological process (GO): negative regulation of cytokinin-activated signaling pathway; regulation of phenylpropanoid metabolic process
Molecular function (GO): protein binding
Source: RefSeq, a predicted model, not a curated record